Messenger RNA from Fusarium proliferatum ET1, 414 nucleotides. RefSeq lists its product as uncharacterized. Gene Ontology annotation, cellular component: EMC complex. Gene Ontology annotation, biological process: protein folding in endoplasmic reticulum. The record is from RefSeq and is a predicted model, not a curated record. Lineage: Eukaryota; Fungi; Ascomycota; Sordariomycetes; Hypocreales; Nectriaceae. Bases 1 to 414 code for a protein of 137 amino acids. The transcript is spliced from 2 exons.
AUGACUUGGGUCUCUAAAACGGUGACCGUUACUGGUCUAGUUCUAUUAGCACAUGCUUGCUACUCCGCGCAAGAGCACUCCGUCAUCUCGUCAACUGCGGUGCAUCAUGGCCAACCGCAGCCGCUCGCAACACACUCGCUCCCAAUCGACAUAUCGAUCGAAGCACUGGUAGCGACUUUGAUCAUUGUCCUGGGCUUGGUUCUGGGAACUCCCAAGCUUCGACCAAUUAAGUGGCACGAAUGGGCUGGCAAGAUUGAGCGCGAAGGAGAGGCUGGUUUCCAAACAGGAAGUGGCGAGGUGGAAAAGGACUACCGUGGAAACCCUUUCAGUGUGCUUGAGACGAGGCCAGGUUUCAUUGACAUCCGCAAGCAGCGACGUGAAUUCACGAGUUGGGUCAAGGCUGACGAGAAGUGA